AUGUCUACUGAGAAAGUGACAACUAUUUCCAACAGAAAUUAUUACACCAACAAAAAUUUGUCUAACGAAAACACAGAACAUGUCGGCUUCAAAGGUUACGGGUUAUCACCUGAGCAGAUGAAAGCCUCCGGCUCGUUCACCUACAGCGAUGGUUCAACGUACACCAUCACCCAUGGCUCUGUCAUCAUCGCCGCCAUCACCUCCUGUACUAACACGUCCAAUCCAACGGUGAUGUUGGGAGCUGGUCUACUCGCAAAGAAAGCUGUUGAGAAUGGUCUAAGCGUACUUCCGUAUAUUAAGACUUCGCUCUCACCAGGUUCUGGAGUCGUUACUUAUUAUCUGAAAGAAUCAGGUGUUGUGCCUUAUUUAGAAAAGUUGGGUUUCGAUAUCGUAGGCUAUGGAUGUAUGACUUGUAUUGGAAAUUCUGGACCCAUCGAUGAUAAUAUUGCAAACACUAUAGAGAAGAACGAAUUAGUUUGCUGCGGGGUGUUGUCAGGUAAUCGUAACUUUGAGGGUCGUAUCCACCCCAACACGCGCGCCAACUACCUCGCAUCCCCCCUCCUGGUGAUAGCGUACGCGCUGGCGGGUACUGUCGACAUCGACUUUGAAACUGAACCCCUUGGUAAGAGAGCUGACGGCAGCGCCGUGUUUUUGAGAGACAUUUGGCCAACUCGUGCUGAAAUACAAGAAGUUGAGGACAAAAAUGUCAUACCAAGUAUGUUUAAAGAGGUGUACUCUCGCAUCGAGUUGGGGUCUGACUCGUGGCAGGCGCUGGAAGUGCCGCGCGGCAAGUUGUAUGGAUGGGAUACCAACUCUACUUAUAUUAAACGACCACCCUUCUUUGAUACUAUGACUAAGGAGUUACCUUCAAUAAGUAGUAUAAACAACGCUCGUUGUCUGCUGCUGCUCGGGGACUCCGUCACCACGGACCACAUUUCUCCCGCAGGUUCCAUAGCCAGGAACUCUCCUGCUGCUAGAUAUCUUGCUGAUAGGGGUUUAUCUCCUCGUGAGUUUAAUUCUUACGGUUCUCGUCGCGGCAACGACGCGGUGAUGUCGCGAGGAACUUUCGCUAAUAUACGAUUGAUUAAUAAAUUGUCUUCAAAAGCUGGUCCUUACACCACACACCAGCCCAGCGGUGAUCAGAUGGAUGUCUUUGAUGCUGCUGAAAGAUAUGCGUCAGAAGGGGUACCUUUAAUAGCUGUGGUAGGUAAGGACUACGGGUCAGGCUCGAGCAGGGACUGGGCCGCUAAGGGACCGUUUUUAUUGGGUAUUCGAGCAGUAAUCGCUGAAUCCUUCGAACGUAUUCAUCGUUCCAAUUUAGUAGGGAUGGGAAUCAUCCCCCUGCAGUUCUCAGAGGGUGAGAAUGCGGAAACUUUGGGGUUGAACGGCAAAGAGAUAUUUUCUGUACAAUUACCGGAAACUUUGACACCUGGAGAAAUGGCGACUGUUACGUUGGACAGCGGGAAAUCAUUCAAAGUGAAAAUUCGCUUCGACACCGAAGUCGAUCUCACGUACUUCAAACACGGCGGAAUCCUCAACUACAUGAUAAGGAAGAUGCUCUAGACAACUGUCAAAUUUACUUGACAGCUGUCAAACUGUCAAGUUUUCUUGACAACCGUCGAACCGUGAAUCGACUUGAAUCGGAGAGCAAAUUGUCAAAACUACGUUCGAAAGCAAACCUCUUAAUUGCAAUAUUUGACAAAUGUCAAGAACCUGUCAAAAUUGACUAAUUUCUGACUCUAAUUUAAAGUAAAUUCACCUGAUUUUUAACUUAAUUUAGCUUUAGGCAAAUUUCUACAGUCAAACCUGAUUUGACAGCUGUCAGUGUCAAGCGCAAUUUGGGCUGUCAUUAUGACGAGUCUGUCAAAUUUGACAAUUGUUUAGGGGAUUUUUAUUCUGUUGAUUCAGAAUUGGUUUUACGAGAAAUUAAAGCUUUUUUGUAUUGUAUAAAAGGGUUUUUUAUAGUGAAAUAAAAUAAAUCUAUAUUUAUAUUAAAAUAAUUAAUUUUCUUGAACAAAUGAAGGGUUUUAGGAUGAAAUGGUUUAUGGCUAUUUAUAUCUGAAAUAAAAUGGUGCAUUGAAUUUAUUUUCAUAGGAAAUGUUUUUAAAUUAAACAAAUAAUUAUUA
Papilio polytes (common Mormon) is the source of this 2126-nucleotide messenger RNA. Its product is annotated as cytoplasmic aconitate hydratase-like. NCBI's taxonomy places the organism in Eukaryota, Metazoa, Arthropoda, Insecta, Lepidoptera, Papilionidae. The transcript is spliced from 12 exons. Gene Ontology annotation, cellular component: cytosol; mitochondrion. Gene Ontology annotation, biological process: tricarboxylic acid cycle; citrate metabolic process. Bases 1 to 1563 code for a protein of 520 amino acids. The record is from RefSeq and is a predicted model, not a curated record. Gene Ontology annotation, molecular function: aconitate hydratase activity; 4 iron, 4 sulfur cluster binding.